Messenger RNA from Exophiala viscosa, 1292 nucleotides. RefSeq lists its product as uncharacterized. The record is from RefSeq and is a predicted model, not a curated record. NCBI's taxonomy places the organism in Eukaryota, Fungi, Ascomycota, Eurotiomycetes, Chaetothyriales, Herpotrichiellaceae. The coding region runs from base 211 to 1038 and encodes 275 amino acids. The transcript has a single exon.
UCUCAGUAUUGGGCGCGCUGCCUCAGGGAGAUUGGGAAGAACAGAGAGUACUCCAGGAUGGUCUUGCUGUUGUGACUGCUCUUCGUCUUCUUUUCAUCUUUCCUUUUAUCCAUAGUCCUUAACAGCACAGUUGACAUCACAUAACUCUUGCCCCCCAGCAGCAGAUUCAUAUAUUUCGAAGAGCGAUAGAAAACAGGUAGAGGCAGGAAAAUGACCAUCGCAAAGGCACCCGCGCUCCUUUUGGCGCUUGCAGCUGUUGUGGCGGCCGAGUCGUCUAUAAUCAGCGUGUUUUUUCCUGGCGCGGAUCAGCAAACACUUCUGGGUUCCAUCGUCAAAUCGGUACGGAUUGACUAUCUCUGUGUGCUUCGUCAGCUAAAACCUGCUAACCGUGUCGUUGGCGGACAGGAUGCUUCGAAGACCACAAUGGCUGUGGGAUGUCCCACCGAUGUCGACGCAGACGAUUGUGGUUUCCCUACACCCAUCACUGUGACAGUCGGUCCGUCGACAUUCUACGCGUCAGAAGCCUAUGAGUCGACUUCGGCGAUUAUAGACUGCCAGCUGACGGGCACCACGGCCGGAGUUUGCGCAGAGACAUAUAUUGGACCGGCGGAUUUGUUCGAUGAUACAGAUACCUCUUUAUUGACAGCCUCGGAUGCAUCAUCGGAUGACUCGAUCACCACCACGGCGACCACCGUCACGCUCUCCUCCACCGAUAUGGUCUAUAUUCCCGUCACGCUCACCACCGGGGCGCUUCAAGUUAUAUCAGACUCAGCGGCCAGCACAGGGGCAACCGGAAGUGAAUCCACACCUCAGGUCACAGGUACCACGAGUUCAAGUGGAUCACAAACGGCUGAAUCAACGGCUGCGACUGGCAGUACGACAGGUAGCACGAACAGCGGAACCACCACAAGCAGCGGGACUUCCGCCACGGGAUCGAGUGGUUCAACAAAUGGUGCCAGUAAAGGAGAUUCCCGGAUGAUGGCAUGUGGCGCUGUAGGUGCCGCUGUGGUGGGAUUAUUCAGUAUCAUGCUAUUCUGAUAAACUUCUUCUAUGUCACCGGAACGCUCUUCCUGGUGGGACGAGCGGACCACAAAUGUGCAGCAGGACAAGCAACGUAGAUCGUGUUCACAACGACCAAGUCGAACCGCGGUGGUGUGAAAAGUUCUCAACAGACGAUAACCUACGCGUGUUGCAGUGGAGUAGGGGUAUCCGGAUGAGUUAUCCAGGAGCCGGUACUCAGCUGAGGUGGAUGGAAGUGGUGGAGUGAAAUCCUGCUGCACAAUGACAUGGCG